This is a messenger RNA of Sorghum bicolor (sorghum), 2190 nucleotides long. RefSeq names its product probable ascorbate-specific transmembrane electron transporter 1. The transcript has 8 exons. The record is from RefSeq and is a predicted model, not a curated record. NCBI's taxonomy places the organism in Eukaryota, Viridiplantae, Streptophyta, Magnoliopsida, Poales, Poaceae. The coding region runs from base 1246 to 1917 and encodes 223 amino acids. Gene Ontology annotation, molecular function: oxidoreductase activity.
GUGGAUCGAGAUGCUUUCAUGGGAUAACAUGUUGUACUGCUGAUGUCUGUGUCAGUCAUGUAUUUAGUUGACCUGUCAGUGUUUCUGCAAACCAUUUGCUUUUUCUGAUACUAGCAUGUCAAAGCUAACAGAUACUUUAGGAUUACAGGCACCCAGAAAUCUGAACUGCCCCUUCGAAAUCAUCUCUACUUUGUUGCUCGCGGGUUUCUCGGAUGUCCUCUCAGUGUCACUCCCAUAGUCCCAGGCCAGUUGAAGUUCUGAAAUUUAGUUUUUCUCCUUGGAUUCUGGUGGCACUCUCCAUUCUGAUUAUCUUUUGAGAAGAGAUCCCAGGGCCCGUGAUGUCAUAGUGGUAACGGAUGCAGUUUUGGCAGCUGUGUGAGUUGUGAUCUGGAAUGCAUGGUAGCCUACAUGAUAGAACUCUACCGGACUAAAACAGGGGAGGAAAGAAUAUGGGAGUACAGAUAGAUGAUAUGGCAGUUAUUAUGUGUUGAAUUUACACGUUAAGGCGUAUGUAUAUGAAUGAUUUUUGGGAGCUAAUGGAUUGUUUGGAGAAGCAUAGCUUGCAUCUUAGCACGACUUGCUUUUGUACCGGAGACAAGCAGCAACAGGUCCAGCUACUAGGGGAAGGUAGUACUUUGUUCAUUUACUUUGUUUGGAGAAAACUUAGUUUGCGCAGAGCUGAUAUAGAAUCAGCUGAUGUUCCAAAUGGGGACAAACUAGGGUUGUUGCCAAUUCGUGGACCAGCUACUAGUCGGAGGGAUAACAUGCUUUGUUGUUAGCUUGUUACUUGUCCGUUUGUGCACAUCCAUUUCCAUUGGACGGCAAACGUUUUUGACUCGGCCUGAUUGUUCAUCAAUCUAUUUUUCAGUCUCUUUUAUUUAAUUUAAUGCUCCGAUGAUGAAGAGUCUCUCUGAGCUAUUCUUCCUCUGCCGUCCGAACAUGUCCACGACAAUUGUCCCCAUUAGAUGGACCCAAAGCACAAGGAGACGUACCACAACGCUCCAAAGGCCAAACCAGAGUUUUCCUCCGGUUUAUUAUUUACACAUCCUCCUGUCCUUGGACUUGUCUUCCACCGGAGCCUCGUUUACAUGAACCGGCCUUGGAUCCGUCACCAGGACACGGCCUUUUAACCAUCCACCUGUUUGUCAACCCCCGUACCAUACAUAUAUGCCAUCACGCAGCCGGCCGUGGUGGUGGUAGCCGUCGGGCAGCCGGCGGCGAGGAGGAGGGCAACGACGCGCCAUAAUGCCUGUGAAGAGCAGCGCCAGCUUCCGCAUGACGGCGCUGCCUAUGCUGCUGACGGCGCAGCUGCUGGCGGCUGCCGUGCUCGCGCUCACGCUCGUCUGGGUGCUGCACUUUCGUGGAGGCGUCUCAUGGAAGCCCACAUCCAAAUCUCUCCUCGUCUAUACGGCACACCCUCUGUUCAUGGUGAUUGGCUUUAUCAUCUGCACCGGAGAAGCGGUGAUGGCGUACAGGAUCGUGCUGGGCCCGAGGGCAGCCAAGAAGGCGGUGCACCUGCUGCUACACCUCGUAGCCCUCGCCUUCGCCGCCGUCGGCCUGUAUGCCGCCGUCAAGUUUCACCAUGACAACGGCCUCCCUGACAUCCGCUCCCUGCAUUCUUGGCUUGGGAUUGCCACCAUAGCGCUCUAUGCUCUUCAGUGGCUGGUGGCAUUCGUGUACUUUGUCUUCCCGGGGGCCGUGAUGACGAUGAGGGCGGACUACGCCCCAUGGCACAUCUUCUUCGGCCUCGCCAUCUUCCUCAUGGCCGUUUGCACUGCCGAGACCGGCCUGGCCAAGUUCGUCUCCGGCUCCAUCGCUUACCCGAGCGAAGUGUUUCUCAUCAACUUCACCGGGAUCGCCAUCCUCAUGUUUGGCCUUGUUGUCAUCUUGGCUGUCAUCCUUCCGUCAAGGUACUAGCUAGCAAGUGAUGAUUCAUGUUGUUUGAUUAGGCGCGUGUUGACAUGAUUUUGAUAUAUUGUUUCAUUUACAAAGCUGCUGCUGUUGCUGCUGCUAGCCGUAUAAGUUUGAUAUGAUACUAGUAAUGCCAUCUAAUUGUCGUUUUACCUUUUAGGCCCCUAUGCAACGGGGAUCCUUCUUCAUGUCCUGCACAAAUUGAUCAAUUUUUUACUUUGUGAACCUAGGCAAAUGUUUGUGCAUUGUUAUAUGAAAGAAAAAACGAGUCAAUUGUUU